This is a messenger RNA of Solea senegalensis (Senegalese sole), 1617 nucleotides long. It is a transcript of the gene hdr, whose product is annotated as hematopoietic death receptor. The record is from RefSeq and is a predicted model, not a curated record. Lineage: Eukaryota; Metazoa; Chordata; Actinopteri; Pleuronectiformes; Soleidae. Gene Ontology annotation, molecular function: protein binding. The transcript has 10 exons. Gene Ontology annotation, biological process: positive regulation of apoptotic process; TRAIL-activated apoptotic signaling pathway. Gene Ontology annotation, cellular component: cell surface; plasma membrane. Bases 105 to 1322 code for a protein of 405 amino acids.
UGACACCUGCGUGUUAAGUUUAAGAUUAAGAGAGUGUUAGAAGAAGACGUGUCUCACAGAGUUGUCAAUUUGUGGAUUUAAAGGAACUUUAUUUUUACCGAACGAUGACAACCUUCGUUAAGGUUCUGUUGUUGUUGUUGUUGGCGUGCUCGGCCGCCUUACCCGCGAUGUCAUUGCCGCUGCCUGGCGUGGACUCUGUGGGCAACAGGACGCGACGACAUGUCCAUUGCAGAUACGAGCUCGAGUACUCGCAUAACAACCUCUGCUGUGCGGUCUGUCCAGCUGGAACACACGUGACGGCACACUGCUCCAGAUCUGGGGAGAUGGGGAAAUGUGAGGCGUGUGACGACGGGAUAACGUACACCGAACACGCCAACGAUCUAAAUCAGUGUUUGAAAUGCACACAGUGUCGCUCAGAUCAGGAGGUUGUAAAGCUGUGCACCGCCACUCUAAAUGCGGAAUGUCGGUGCAAAUCUGGGCUGUUUUGUUCCCCGGACGAAGCCUGUGAAGUGUGCAAGAAAUGUAAAAGGUGUGGAAAGGAUGAGGAGGUUGUGAGGAACUGCACGGCCACCACCAACACGGAGUGUAAGAAAGUCCCGCCCAAGUCUGACCCUGACUCAGCAAACACCACACUGAUUGUGUCAUUGAUCGGUUUAUUGAUCGGUUCUGGGAUCCUCAUCAUGGGAUGUGCGUUUUUGUGGCGGUGGUGGAAGAAAAGGCAAACGACGGAGCCAGAGAGAAAUUCAUCUGAUGACACGAAAACCGGACAGCAUGUCACGGACAACUGUCUCAGCGAUGAAACCCGAAGGCCGAACUGGCAACAACUGGUGAGAACCGUUCCUCAGACUGGUACGGAGGAGGAACGUAAAGUGCUGUGUGAAAGCCUCAGCAGCUCAGCCAGUAACUCCCAGCACAGUCUAACCGGCCUGCCCUGCUCCGCCUACAACCCCCCGCAAUGCAGCCCCGCGGUUCCCGUGCAACUGCCCAACAGGAGGAAAGACGAGGACUUCCCCAAACUUGUUCCAGUGAACGGCGAGGAGUCUCUGAGGAAGUGCUUCGAGUACUUUGAGGAGGUCGACGUCAACUUCCACAAGAGAUUCUUCCGUCAGCUCGGCGUCACGGACAACGUCAUCAAGAGCAAAGACAACCUUCCCUACGAAGACCGGAUCGACGAGCUGCUGAAGAUUUGGAUGGAGCGGGAGGGCAGGGACGCCAGCUUAAACUCCCUGCUCAAAGCUCUGCUCGAUCUGAAUCAGCGGCGGACGGCGGAGGUCAUCGUGGAGAAAGCUCUCAGCGAUGACCUCUAUGUACACGAGUGUUAACGAGGUGCUCUUCUUCUCCAGAGAGCCCUCAAAAACAAACAAAAAAAACAAGUAUACUGUGAGGUUCUUGUUGCCUCUGCACAACCCAUUAUUUGUUGCAUUGCGUUGCACAAGACGACACCCACAGUGUUCUUUGGCUGGUAGUUUACACUACCCUGCCUCAAACACUUGCCAUCACAAGGAAAUGAGUUUUCAUUCAUUUCACAUCCGGUAUCUGUUACUUAAACAGUGCCCGACUUGUGCUUGGUCCACAGAUGCAAAUGUACGCCUCGAUAUUUCGACGUGUUCAGGCUCU